This is a messenger RNA of Salarias fasciatus (jewelled blenny), 1328 nucleotides long. It is a transcript of the gene wdr82, whose product is annotated as WD repeat domain 82. The transcript is spliced from 9 exons. Gene Ontology annotation, cellular component: Set1C/COMPASS complex. NCBI's taxonomy places the organism in Eukaryota, Metazoa, Chordata, Actinopteri, Blenniiformes, Blenniidae. The coding region runs from base 226 to 1167 and encodes 313 amino acids. Gene Ontology annotation, molecular function: protein binding; chromatin binding. The record is from RefSeq and is a predicted model, not a curated record.
CGUGUCGGAAGGCGGUGCUUUUUCCCUCCCUAGACCCGUGGACGGAGAAGUGCCACAGGCGCGCUUUUCUGCUUGGUUUAGAGCUGCUCUUCUCCAAGAAUUACAGCCUUUGACACCGUUAGAGCACGCAUAGUCACAACAAUAAUCACAAAGGACAUAUUUAAGUCGGUUUAGAGGUGAUACAGCGAGGGGCCUGCCUCCUUCUUGGACUGAGACGGAGCCACCAUGAAGCUAACGGACAAUGUGCUGCGGAGCUUCAGGGUAGCUAAGGUGUUCCGAGAAAACGCAGACAAAAUCAACUGCUUCGAUUUCAGCUCGAACGGAGAAACUAUUAUUUCUAGUAGCGACGACGACUCCCUCGUCCUGUACGACUGCCAGGAGGGAAAACCCAAAAGGACGCUCUACAGUAAAAAAUAUGGAGUGGAUCUGAUCAGGUACACUCAUGCUGCAAACACUGUUGUCUACAGUUCCAACAAAAUUGAUGAUACUAUUCGGUACUUGUCCCUUCAUGAUAACAAAUACAUCCGCUACUUUCCCGGACACAGUAAAAGAGUGACGUCUCUGUCCAUGUCUCCUGUGGAUGACUCAUUUAUUUCUGGCUCAUUAGACAAAACAAUCAGAUUAUGGGACUUGCGGUCACCAAACUGUCAGGGUCUGAUGCACCUGCAGGGGAAGCCUGUGUGCUCCUUUGACCCGGAGGGUCUCAUCUUCGCUGCAGGAAUAAACUCGGAGAUGGUUAAACUUUAUGACCUGCGGUCGUUUGACAAGGGCCCGUUCGCAACAUUCAAGCUUCAGUAUGACAGGACGUGCGAGUGGACGGGGCUCAAGUUUAGCAACGAUGGAAAACUUAUUCUCCUCUCCACUAACGGAGGAGCCCUUCGAAUCCUAGACGCUUUUAAAGGAGCCGUGUUACAUUCCUUUGGGGGCUACAACAACAGCAAAGGAGUCACACUGGAGGCGUCAUUCACACCAGAUUCUCAGUUUGUCAUGAUUGGCUCUGAGGACGGGAAGAUCCACGUGUGGAACGCAGAGAGCGGUAUGAAGGUGGCUCUGCUGGACGGGAAGCACACGGGGCCGAUCACCUGCCUGCAGUUCAACCCCAAGUUCAUGACGUUUGCAAGCGCCUGCUCCAACAUGGCCUUCUGGCUCCCGACCAUCGACGACUGAGGAUGAGUGACAGCAGGCCAGCAGGGGGCGACACCGUCAGCACAACAACGGAGAAUCAAAAGUCCAAUAUAAUUUGUAAAUAUUAGAUUUCCAGAAGAUCACUUGUCUAUUGUUUUUUAUAUUUCUAUUUAACAAUAAAAUGUUUCUUUGUUCUUUUUGUA